AAUUUUUAGAUGUCAGUAACUUAUCAGUCCAGGCCUGAGAGAUGCGUCAUUGAUCUGCUGCUAUGAGGGCUGUAACCAACGUUCGAGACAGAGAGAUGAUUGGGUAAAUUCACUGAGACCAGCAUCAUGGUAGCAACUGGUCAAACUAGUUUGUCUUCUGUAGAAGUGAAGCUCACAGUCUUUGGGUCUGGGAGAAGAUAUGCAUGUUAUGUCCAUCACAAGAGGCACACAGCUGCAAUCUGUUUGUUAAUUUGCUAGACAGGAAAGAAAAGAAAAAAUAAAUGGCGGAGAAAGGAAAUGAUUUGGAUCAAGAAAGGUUCUGUUGUUCCAUCUGUCUGGAUGUCCUGCAAGAUCCGGUGACUAUUCCCUGUGGACACAGCUACUGCAUGAAGUGUAUUCAAAGAUUCUGGAAUAAAGAGAAAAAAAUCUUCAGCUGUCCUCAAUGUAGGAAGACCUUCACACCGAGACCUGGUCUGGAAAAAAAUAUCAUGUUAGCAGAUUUAGUGGAGGAAGUGAAGAAGACUGGACUCCAAGCUGCUCCUGCUGAUCACUGCUAUGCUGGACCUGAAGAUGUGUCCUGUGAUUUCUGCUCUGGAAGAAAACUGAAAGCCAUCAAGUCCUGUUUGAUCUGUCUGGCCUCUUACUGUGAGAAACACCUUCAACCUCAUUUGGAUGAAGCUGCAUUCAAGAAACACAAGCUGGUGGAACCCUCCAAGAACCUGCAGGAGAACAUCUGCUCCAUUCAUGAUGAGGUGAUGAAGAUGUUCUGUCGUACUGAUCAGAAGUGUAUCUGUUAUCUCUGCUCUGUGGAUGAACAUAGAGGACACGACACAGUCUCAGCUGCAGCAGAAAGGACUGAGAGGCAGAGAGAUCUGGAGGAGAGUCAACAACAAAUCCAGCAGAGAAUCCAGGACAGAGAGAAAGAGGUGAAGCUGCUUCAACAGGAGGUGGGGGCCAUCAAUCACUCUGCUGAUCAAACAGUGAAGGACAGUGAGAAGAUCUUCACUCAGAUGACCCGUCUCAUCCAGAAAAGAAGCUGUGAUGUGAAGCAGCAGAUCAGAUCCCAGCAACUAACUGAAGUGAGUCGAGUCAAAGAUCUUCAGGAGGAGCUGGAGCAGGAGAUCACUGAGCUGAAGAGGAGAGACGCUGAGCUGAAGCAGCUCUCACUCACAGAGGAUCACAGCCAGUUUCUGCUCAACUACCCCUCACUGCCACCACUCAGUGAGUCCACACACUCAUCCAGCAUCAAUGUCCGUCCUCUGAGAUACUUUGAGGAGGUGACAGCAGCUGUGUCAGAGCUCAGAGACAAACUGAAGGACAUUCUGAGAGAGGAGCGGACGAACAUCUCACCGACAUUCACUCGUUUGAAUGUUAUUCCACCACUGCCAAAGCCUAGGAAUAGAGCUCACUGCUUAAAAUAUUCACAUCAAAUCACACUGGAUCCAAACACAGCACACAGACAACUGUUACUGUCUGAGGAGAACAGAAAGGUGAUGUUUUUAAAAAAAUCUCAGUCUGAUUCUGAUCAUCCAGACAGAUUCACUGACUGGUUUCAGGUUCUGAGUAGAGAGAGUCUGACUGGAUGUUGUUACUGGGAGGUAGAGUGGAGAGGAGACUAUGUUAAUGUAGCAGUCGCAUACAGGAACAUCAGUAGAACUGGACAUGAAAGUGAUUUUGGUUUUAAUGACAAAUCUUGGUCAUUAGUCUGUUCCCCAAAAACUUUCUCAUUUUUGCACAACAGCAUUCGAAUAUCCAUCUCAGCUCCUGUUUCCUCCAGAGUAGGAGUGUACCUGGAUCACAGAGCAGGUGUUCUGUCCUUCUACAACGUCUCUGAAAGCAUGACUCUCCUCCACAGAGUCCAGACCACAUUCACUCAGCCGCUCCAUGCUGGACUGAGGUUGUUUUCUGUUGGAACUACAGCACAGUUCUGUAAACUCAAAUAGUUUCUGAAGUUCACAAAAGAAGUUACAGGUGUGUGGUUUUUUUUUUGUGAUUUCUUUGUGUUUGAUCAUUUCUUUAGAAUGUGGAUUUGAGAAAUUUUUGAAGAUUAAUAUAAAACCUUUUGGAGUAAAAUCUGUUUUCUUGUUUCUUUGAACUUUUGGAUUUGACUGUUUGAAUUCAUAUUUCACACAAAUGUUUUGUGUUGUUGUCAUGUGAACUGAAGGAAGCUGCAACACAAAUGUAAUCAGUCAAUCAGACUUUCUCUGUGUUUGUUCAACACGAAAAUUACAAGAGAAGAAACUGAAGGAGAAAAUGGUGUUUCUAGAUACAAUUUUUUUUUUUGCUUCAUUUGACAACUUUGGAUUGAAUAUCUGUGUUUUCAUCUCUUUGUCCUUGAGAGAAAAGUUGUUUACGUCAUUUGGCAAUAAAAAAAAAACAUCUUGAUUAUUGUCUUGAUUCCAGAGUUUAUGUGAAAUCUGUUGAAGAUAAGUGGGAAUAAUAUGGGAGAAGAACUGUGACAAUUCUGUUUAGAGUGGAAAAAUCAGUUAUUGUUCUGUAAUGACAAAAAGUUACAUAUUGUGUUUUAUGAAUGUGUUUUAAAUCUUCUGUUAGUGAGCAGAUUAUUUUCAAUGUGUUUUUAGAUCUCUGUAGUGGUUGCACCAGGCAUUGCAUUCAAAUGUGUUUAUUUGAAUAAACUUUAUUGAAGAGUGCUCAUGUAGAGACACAGAAGAUCUGUUAGCAUGCAUGCACUUCGUUGUGUUUUGACAGAUUUUGCUGCAUACGUCAGAGGUUCCAACACACCGAUGCACACACACAUACAUU
Molecule: messenger RNA, 2763 nt
Organism: Oryzias melastigma (Indian medaka)
Lineage: Eukaryota; Metazoa; Chordata; Actinopteri; Beloniformes; Adrianichthyidae
Product: tripartite motif-containing protein 16-like
Exons: 1
Coding region: 282-1943 (553 amino acids)
Molecular function (GO): protein binding; zinc ion binding
Source: RefSeq, a predicted model, not a curated record